UCCCAAAUUCAUGUUCUUCGGCCUUCUCGGGAGAGAAGUAAAACGACGUCGCCGCUUCCAAGUUCGGAAAUAAUGGAAUUAAGUAAUUAUCUGAGACUGAGAAGCAGAUACUCAUACGACGGCGACGACGCAUUUGGAUGUGGAACCCUAAUUUGCCGGUCGUGUGGCCAUCGGAGCUGGGAUGUUCCGGCGGGCGUGAAGUUCGAUCCAAGCGACGAGCAGAUUUUAGAGCAUUUAGAGGCCAAACUGAAGCGGAGCCUUCAUCCGCUCAUCGAUCAAUUUAUCCCAACUUUAGAGGGAGAACAUGGAAUUUGCUACACUCACCCUCAAAAUCUCCCUGGAAUGAGAGAAGAUGGGCAAAUCCGGCACUUUUUUCAUCGGCCCUCAAAAGCAUACACCGCCGGCACAAGGAAGCGCCGGAAAGUUCAAUCAGAGGAAGAAGGCAUCGACACAAGAUGGCACAAAACCGGCAAGACAAGGGCGGUGGUUAGCGGCGGCGGCGGCGUCGGGGCUGUGAUGGGUUUCAAGAAGAUUUUGGUUCUGUAUUCAAAUUGUGGGAGGGAGAGGAAGGCCCAAAAGACGAACUGGAUAAUGCAUCAGUACCAUCUGGGGGUUACGGAGGACGAGAAAGACGGCCAACUGGUGGCUUCUAAGGUCUUCUUCCAGAAACACCCUCGCCAACGCCAGUGCCCCUCCUCCGCCGCCGUCGAUUCGCCGGAAACUGCUGUAUUUGUUGAUUACAGCUGCAGUGAUAAUAUCCCAUUAUUCCAAUUUCCAUUAUUAGGGGCCGCCGGCAGAAGAGAGGAAGAUGGAGAAGAUAUUGCAGAAUUUGGCUCGGUUUUAUUAGGAGAUGGAGAUGAUAAUGCAUCUUCUGUUGUCGGAUAAUCCAUCCCCAAACUUGUUUCUAGCUUUUGUCACUGUCAGAUAAGUUCAAAUUCAAUUCUCGGAAUUGAAUCAAUUCAAUUGAUAAUGGGUCCAGCCCAAUAGCAAAUUUUGUGUACAAGAGUCUUCUUAGACUGCUAUGUUGGAAAAAUUACACAUCAAGAAUAUUACUUACACAAUAAUAGAGAUGACAUAAUAGAUUUAUACUAA
This is a messenger RNA of Momordica charantia (bitter melon), 1092 nucleotides long. Its product is annotated as NAC domain-containing protein 10. Gene Ontology annotation, biological process: regulation of DNA-templated transcription. Gene Ontology annotation, molecular function: DNA-binding transcription factor activity; transcription cis-regulatory region binding. NCBI's taxonomy places the organism in Eukaryota, Viridiplantae, Streptophyta, Magnoliopsida, Cucurbitales, Cucurbitaceae. Gene Ontology annotation, cellular component: nucleus. The record is from RefSeq and is a predicted model, not a curated record.